AUGCUUGACUUUGACGAAAUUCCCGAACAAACUUCUGUCACCACAGUGGCCAGCUUUUGGUCAGGUUUAGUCGGAGGGCUAGCUGGGCUAGCAGUUGGACAUCCUUUUGUCAAAGUCAGACUGCAAUCGCGCGAAUUGGCGGCUCGUUAUAAAGGCACGCUCAACUGCUUUGCGGUCAUUAUACGUCAAGAGAAAGUGCUAGGGCUGUACAAAGGAAUGGCGGGUGUGGCUGGUGUCAACGCUCUUGUGUUUGGUUCCUAUACCUGGUUUCUGAAUUUGCAAGCAAAAUAUGCUGGACGACCGUUAAAUGGCGACCCUCCACCCCUUCGAGAUACUAUGAUUGCCGGUAUGGGGGCUGGAAUCCUUACUAGUUUCGUUACCUGCCCCAUGGAAUUGGCCAAAGUCCAACUGCAGAGUCAAACCUCCAACGUAGGCGAGAAAUUUAGAGGACCCAUCGACUGCUUGACUCGAAUGUAUGUCACAGGUGGUUUACGGCAAUGUUUCAAGGGGUUGGCUCCGACGACUUUGCGAGAAUUAAGCUUUGGACCCUAUUUUUGCUCGUAUGAAUUUAUUUGCCGUGCACUCACACCCAAAGAUCACCAUGGUUCGGUCCAUGAUAUCACCGGUCCCAAGAUCAUUUUUGCUGGCGGUUGUGCCGGCAUUGUCGCUUGGUGUUCCACUUACGGCGCAGAUGUGGUCAAAACUCGUAUACAAUCAGAACCAAACCGAUACAAAGGAAGCAUCGACUGUUUCCGACAAUGCUACUUGGAAGAAGGUUACCGUAUCUUUUUCAGAGGGUUAACACCGACCAUACUAAGAGCCUUUCCCUCCAAUGCCGCUACCUUUAUGGCUUACAGUUGGACAAUGAAGUUAUUCACAGCAAAGGAGACUCUCGAACAAUGUGACAAAGCCGUGCUAUAA
Molecule: messenger RNA, 921 nt
Organism: Radiomyces spectabilis
Lineage: Eukaryota; Fungi; Mucoromycota; Mucoromycetes; Mucorales; Radiomycetaceae
Product: mitochondrial carrier domain-containing protein
Exons: 8
Coding region: 1-921 (306 amino acids)
Biological process (GO): transport
Cellular component (GO): mitochondrion
Molecular function (GO): transmembrane transporter activity
Source: RefSeq, a predicted model, not a curated record